AUGCGCGGCAAGCAGCCGUUCACGGCCCAGUCGCCUUCGCAGUGCGUGGGCAGGCCGCCGCCGCCAAACGACGAGCAUCAUCAUCGUCGUCACAACCAUCAGCACCACUACCACGAGAUAUCGCAGCCACAGCAGCAGCGAGAACCAAGGGCACUAGGGCGGGCCAGCUUCUCGACAGAAGGCUCGGUGGCCACGGGCUCGACGCCGCCGCCAUCGAGCGCCUCCAAUACUGACGCAUCGAACGAGCUACUGCGCGACAAAGACGACGAGGAUGACGGCGCAGAGGACGACAUCAUGGCGUGGACGACCCACCAGUGGCAUCUUGCACCAUCUUCCAAUUCAUCAUCCAACGUGCCGGCCGCCAUCAUCAGCACGGACAAGGCCCAGGACCCUUCCAGUAUUCACGUGGCGCACCCCGAUGCUGGCACAGGCCGGGUCACGGCCAGCGGCUCUGCAAACUCGACGAUGGCGAGCGUCUCUGGCUGUGAGGACUACGACCUUGCAGAACUAGAUACCGAUCUGGCGGAGUUUCUGAUGGCACAGUCGCCCGAAGGCCACACGGCCGCCACCUCGAUGGCCGAGGGGGGCCCGUCUGGGCCCGACGCCAGCGCCGACCCCGCCGACGCAACGUUUGCAAGGGCGCAGCAGAUGAUGCCCAUGUCCCUGGGUCUACGGCCGCGGAACGAGGUCGACAGCCAGUGCUGCAUCGAGUGUUGCCAGGUGAUCAGCGACCUCGAGAGCUACAUCAUGGCCGAGCUGCGGACAUUCAAGAUCCUUCUCAGCAUCAUCCGCAAGGCGCUCGAGAAGCUGGGCCACCUGAUCGGGGCCCAGCAGGGCUCGCGCAACCUGCGUUGCAUGAUGCUCUUUACGGCGCUGAUGUACCAGAUCUACGAGCUGCUCGAGGCCUGCUUCACAACCGUAGUGCAGGAAAAGGACCGGCAGCUGGGCGCACGGGGCGUGACAGGGGCAUUGCCUAGCAGCUAUGGGUUCGGCUUUGGGGACUUCUCGGCCAUCGACGUCGAAGAGCAGGCGGUCCUCCGCACCCAAUCCGUCUUAAGGGAGGUGCAGCAGGCAUCCGAGGUGCUAGGAAAGCUGAAGGCGCUGGCUACGGUUGGGCCUGACGUGAAUGGGGCCCAGGGGGCCACAGGACCGGAUCCGGUGCGAGGCGGCGAGGCACGCGGGAACUGCUAUCUCGACUUGGAACUGCGCCUGCGUGAUCUGGCCAUGCGCUUCUCGAUCGCCAGGGAGGGGUAG
This is a messenger RNA of Diaporthe amygdali, 1254 nucleotides long. RefSeq lists its product as uncharacterized. NCBI's taxonomy places the organism in Eukaryota, Fungi, Ascomycota, Sordariomycetes, Diaporthales, Diaporthaceae. The transcript is spliced from 2 exons. Bases 1 to 1254 code for a protein of 417 amino acids. The record is from RefSeq and is a predicted model, not a curated record.